Cucurbita maxima (winter squash) is the source of this 1857-nucleotide messenger RNA. Its product is annotated as AT-hook motif nuclear-localized protein 15-like. Gene Ontology annotation, molecular function: minor groove of adenine-thymine-rich DNA binding; DNA-binding transcription factor activity. The record is from RefSeq and is a predicted model, not a curated record. The transcript is spliced from 2 exons. Gene Ontology annotation, cellular component: nucleus. Lineage: Eukaryota; Viridiplantae; Streptophyta; Magnoliopsida; Cucurbitales; Cucurbitaceae. Bases 860 to 1657 code for a protein of 265 amino acids.
CGGUGAUCUUCCCUUACCAAUAAUCCCCAAUCCCCCAAUCCCCAAUCCAAAACUUGAGCCUUUUGCCUCUUUCAAUACCUUUGUCGGUACGCUCACACUGUGUAAGCUCCUCGAUGCCCACGCUUCCCCUAAGCAACCCCCUCCUCCUCCUCCUCCCCUUCUGCUCCAAAUCACAGCCCUACACGUACCCUUUACCUCCCUAGAUCCAUCCCCCAUUAACUUGCCGCCCAAGAACUGAACCACAAACCCAAAAGCAAAUGAAACAGAGUGCCCCUUAGUUUCAUUCAACCAACUUGAGUGUAAGGAGAGCAGAGCAGAGCAGUGCAGCAGCAAGUGGGAGACAGGAAAUAACCAUCUCUGCUAAACCGCUUUCACAGGCACUGAUUCAACAGUGACUUCUGUCAAAAAUCUUAUCGUACAAGUUAAAAGCUUCAAUAAACCCACCCGGCCCCCCCUCCCCCUCCUUCUCACGCCAUCGCUCGUCUUCCUCCUCUUCUUCUUCUUCGGCCGCAGCACUGAGAGAGCAGAAGUAGAACCUCCUUGGAUCUUUGUACUAUUUUUUUCUGACCCUUUUGAGUACAUUAAAGAUAGUUACCGAUCUGGGUUUUGUUCUGUUCAAGUUGGAAAGAAGAAAGAAGUUGAGGCAGCGUUAAGGGGUUACCUAGUUUUUUCUCUUGUCGUUAUUCAUUUAGAGAGAGAGAGAGAGAGAGUGUGUGUAUGUGGGGGAAGGGGGAAUAAAGGGGAAAAAAAGAUAGAAACUUCUUUUGCCACCAUUGGAUUCCCUCGGUGUAUAAAUUUGUAUUGGGUUUUCUUUUAGAGUGUUUAAUAAUCUUGAAGAGGAGGAAAUAUAGAAGAAGAAAUGGCUAAUCGAUGGUGGGCUGAAAACAUACCCACCACCACGGACAGCAGCACCAGCAACCCUUAUUCGACUCCAUUAAAGCAAAGCAUAGAAGCUGUCGAUGAAGAGAAUAACUCCGGCAGCCAUGAGAGAGCCGAACCAGGCACCAGCUCCAGCACGCGCCGUCCACGUGGCCGGCCACCGGGAUCCAAAAACAAGCCGAAGCCGCCAGUGGUGGUCACGAAAGAGAGCCCCGAUGCUCUCCGAAGCCACGUUUUAGAAAUCGGCAGCGGCAGCGAUAUCGUCGAAAGCAUCUCAAACUUCGCCCAACGCCGGCAGCGAGGAGUUUCGGUUCUCAGUGGAAAUGGGGUCGUCGCCAAUGUCACUCUCCGGCAUCCGGCAGCCCCUAGCGGCGUUAUUACGCUACAGGGACGAUUCGACAUACUGUCGCUCUCUGGUGCAUUUUUGCCUGCCCCAGCUCCACCGGGAGCUACUGGGUUAACUGUCUACUUGGCUGGCGGGCAGGGGCAAGUUGUUGGUGGCAUUGUUGUCGGUGCCCUCGUUGCAACAGGUCCGGUCAUCGUUAUCGCUGCCACUUUCACAAACGCUACAUUCGAACGGCUGCCACUCGAGGAGGAGGAGGCAGCUGCUGGAGACAAGUCUGGAACAAGCCAGAACAAUUCAACUUCUCAGAGCAUGGGGGAUCAACAGCAGCCUUCAAUGGGCGUUUACAAUAUGGCUUCAAAUUUGGUGCCAAAUGGUCAGGUUUCAUCACAUGAUGUGUUUUGGAGUCCUCCUAGAGCCCCACCUCCAUUUUAAGAGAGAUAUAAUAGAGUGAGAGAGACAACUAGGUGCUAUUUUUGUUUGAACUUUGAGAACUUGAUCAAGUUGAGCUGGUAGGAUUUUGUUUGUUUAUAUUUUGCUUUUCCUUUCUUUUCUUGUUGAAACUCAUUUCUCUUUUGUAAUGUUGUGUUGUGUGGUGGAAUUAAGCAUUAUCAUAUGGGGAUUCUUCUUUCUAA